This is a messenger RNA of Hylaeus anthracinus, 3611 nucleotides long. It is a transcript of the gene Sans, whose product is annotated as pre-mRNA splicing regulator USH1G. The transcript has 7 exons. The record is from RefSeq and is a predicted model, not a curated record. Gene Ontology annotation, molecular function: protein binding. NCBI's taxonomy places the organism in Eukaryota, Metazoa, Arthropoda, Insecta, Hymenoptera, Colletidae. The coding region runs from base 671 to 2155 and encodes 494 amino acids.
UAAGAAUUAGAACAAUAAAAUGUACAAUAUUCAUGUUACGUAUAAACAUUGUGUAAUUAAACUUAAAUACUGAUCAUACACUUUAACUUAAAUACUAUUUUUAUAAUGGAACUACUAAUCCUAUAUAUUCGUGUGUAAUAUCCUAUCAUGUAAUUUAUCGUAAUUCUUCAAAGGUUUAUCCAGGGGAAAGUCUACCAUAUGGCUCGUCCCUUCGGCGCCAUAACGCUUGAAAUUAUCAUAAUUCGUCAUCUCGUAAUUCGUGUUACUUCAAUUUUAAAAGGAACCGUACGAGUAUUUAUUAAUUAACUGAGAAAUCAUGGCAACCAAUCAGAAUGUGAUAACGUUAUUUCGCGACUUGCGAUUAAAGGGUCUCUAGUGGGGGCAACAGAAGCCAUCGCAGUGCAGCCAAGUGCAGCAUCUACCUGCCUCUGCCUGCACCUGCACGUACCAGCCUACCACCUUUAAUGCCAUUCAAUGCAGUUCACCGCUGGACGCCAUAAACAUAAAACACGUGGUUCCUCUAUUUCGUCGCAGACAUGUACACUUGCUAAUUCUCGUCCUCGUUAUUACUCAAAGGAACCCUUACAUAAGAAGUGCCAGGAAGUCCUGUCUACAGGGAUGUUUCACCAUCGAUAACUAAGUCUUUGAAGGGAUCAAGGAACAGAACAGUAUGACGUCCGAUAGAUUUCAUAAAGCUGCACGCGGCGGGGCCUUGAACGUCUUAAAAGAAGCAACGAAAAAGGAUUGCAACGGGCGCGAUGAAGGUGGAAUGACCCCCACGUUAUGGGCGGCCUUUGAAGGUCAUAUAGAUGUUCUGAGACUGCUCGUCGCCAAAGGGGGUGACCCAGACAAGACCGAUUAUUUUGGUAACACAGCCCUCCACCUAGCAGCGGCGAGAGGCCACGAAUAUUGCGUCAAGUUCCUGGUAAAGUUUGGUUGUAACAUUUGGUCAUUGGACAUAGACAGGCAUUCCGCCCGAGACUUGGCUGCCAUAAACGGGAGAGAGGUGAUCCUCCAAUACCUAGAUCUCGCUCAGGCCGACCAGGAACUGAACAACCGGAAGAAAAGUAGAAUACUCAGAGAGAAGGCUGAGAAAGAUGCAGAGAAAAGACUGAAGGAGUACAUGAAGAAACAGAAAAUGGCGGAGAUCAAAGCUGAGAAGGAGCAGAAGAAGCUGUCAAGGGACAGAACGAAACUGGACUUGGCUACAGUGAACGAAGCAGGUGUUCCAGCUCAGAAACCCGGUAUAUUGACCUUCAAAGGUCGAGUCAAGCCUUCACCAACGUUCAGCGACAUCGUUGGCACUACUACGAAGAAGCACGGCAGUGCAGUCUGCAGGAAGGCACUGGCUAGGAAGGCAGUCGACGACUUCAAAGUUGUAGAGAUCGAAGUGAACGGGAAGAAGUCGAUUCGCAGCUUGACCGGGCUGCGAAGGGACUCUGAGGUGAUAUACGUAGGAACCUACGAGACGCAGGCCCAGCAAAUUGGAAGACGUGGUAGAAUCUCUGAUGUCUGGGGCACUCUUAGCAAGGCUCAAAGCACUCCUGACCUCCUAGGCGACCGUAGCUUCGACCAAGGGAACGCAGAAGACUUGAACGAUGUCGGGAAUUCUAGCUUCUUGCAAGAACCUGCGAGCAUUUUCAAUCGACCAGGAUUUGGAUCCGUAGCGUUUAGACGACCAAUAACAACUCUGGAGAGCCUACCAGUUCCCCAAUUAGACGCCCACCAGCAAAACGGCAACUCCUGUCUGAGCGGUUCGAUAAAUGGCUCCCUGAAUGGCCAUCGAGUCGGCUCCAAUGGGCACAACGAAGAGAUCAGUAUAGGAAGCGCGGGUAGCUUGGCUCGAAGACAGAGCAUGUGGGACGACGACUUACUUUCAGAGGAGGAAGAGGAAGAAGAAGAAGAAGAAGAAGAAGAGACUGACGAGGAAUGGACUCCCUUACAGAGAUUCCUAGUUGCCAAUAACCUUUCGUCCAUACAUCCCAUUUUGGAAUCCGAGCAAAUAGAUCUGGAAGCAUUGAUGCUGCUCACUGAAACUGAUAUCGCGGCUCUGAAGCUCCCCUUGGGACCCAAGAGGAAGCUGAUGAACGCUAUAGCGAAUAGGAAAAGGGCUCUGGACGCCCCCCAGAACGUUAUAAAAGACAGCAGAUUGUAGAAUUAAUUGCAAAAUGAAAGGGAAACGAGGAAGAAAAUGCCUGAAUGCCUUACGAAGUGUCUUACGUAACGUAGAGUAACUUGGGAAAAUAUAAAAAUUAGUAAUUUCUUCGAUCAAAGGGUCCGUAAACCCGAGAGAUUAUUAUCUUUCUAGUUCGACCACCAGAUUUGAGAAUGCAUCGCGCUGUUUGUUUGCCAUUCUUCACAAUUUUUAAGUAUAACAGUACGGUAAAGUAACUUUAAUCAUCGCCAUGACACUGCAAAUAGUUCAUCGCACGAAGCCUUAGCUGUAAUAAUUCUUGUACUGUGUACAGUGCCUUACAUGUAUUUUAAGUCUACGAUAAGGAAGAAUGAAAUUUUUGUUCUUAUUGCGCAUUUGUUAUAUAAGUAAAACGAAUUUUAUACAAAGUGUACAGAGCCAACGAAUCAAAUAAAAGAAUGUAAAUAACUAACGUUUAAUACAGCGGAUCAAUGUAAUAAUAAUUAUCCUAUGAAACAUUUCGAUACCCGAGACGACGAGGUAAUAAUUAUUUUGUUAAAAAUCUUUGUAAUUUUAUUUGUAAAUCAUUAUCUUACAAACAAGGGGACGCAAAAAUAUAGAAGCUUCUUGUGUUCGCAGAAAAUAACAGCACCAUUUCUCACCUCGCCGCGAACAUAAACGAUCGUUACAUCGCGGAUCUUUCCUGUUAGUGCGAAUAUAAUAGAAGAUACGCUCGACGUGUAUCGUAAUAAAGAAAGAGGCUCGUAGAAAAAUUUCUCGGCGCCCCAGUGCUCCUAACAGUUGUACGAUCAGCGUACCAACUAAUUAAUGUGAAAGAGACACGAUACAGAAGCCGCGAUUCCUGCCCGUCUUACUUCCUGAGGCUGUCAGAUCAAUCGAUUAACCAAUCAUAAAUAUUAUAUUAUAUUUAUUUAUCCUAUCGCUUCUAGACAGCUAUCAAUUCAUCAAAAGUUCAAUGUAAAAAGAAGUCGAUUUGCUUUCUCUUUCUUUUUUUAAAUAUUAAUCGAUUAAUUUCAGGGGCCUGUAAAGCUACCUUGCCUAAUUCUAUGCGAAUACACAACAAUCGAUUUUACAUUAGUGGCAAAUCCUUCAUCGGGAACUCCUCUUUUGGCAACGAAUAUAAAUCAAACGGUUCCAUAAAGUAGAACGUGAAAGACGUGUUGUUCGUACUCUUUCCUAAUGAUUUACAAUCCUCCAAAAAAUUGCUCGCCAAGAGUAAAAUAAAUCACGCGCUAAGACGUAAACAGUGAGGAAUUUAAACUGAACUGUUUAUUCUCUGAAACCUUCACGUACAUUAUCUGUAUACGAGUCGACAGAAAUCGAUUCGAUGUAACAGAGCACAGAUUGCGUCGUGCUGUUCAAGGAAAAUGCCAAUUUUAUUGAUCGCGACUCUAUCGAAUAUAGAGAAACAAACUUUUCUUUCAAGACCAAUAAGAAAGAGCUUUCGGACUAUAAA